CACGUGAAAUGGAAAAGAACGGGUGCAUGUGGCUGUAGUUGAGAUGCGGACCUAAAUCAGAGGGGGGAACACCGGCCUAAUCUGGUUACAUAAGAAGCCACUGAGUCUGCAGACCGGCUCUGCGGUAAUCCUCUAAACUAUCCAUGUUCAGCUGUCCCGCAGCGGCACACUAACACAGGACGCAGUCGCUGUGCGCACACUUGUAGCUCCGUGCGCCUCUUUUCAGACGCGGUAAAAAAAAACGCGCUGGAAGCUUAGAAUGAUCCGCGGCUAUUGGCGGCGCAUAAACACGUUCUCUGCAGAGGCUGCCUUGUCUCUGGCUGCAGCUGGCGGCUCAUUGCGCUGUUCGAGCCCGUGACGAUUCCGCUGACGCCACACUAGCCGCACCACCCAAGAGACAGAGAGGAGAGCUGUGAGCGACGGAGCGGGGCUGGACACCGGACUCUUUCUUCUCCUCAUUGCUCUUCGACCGUGGACGGACGCCUUCUCUCCUCUUCAAGUGCCAAGCUGCGAUAUUUACGCUGCAGUCAAACCAGUAGCAUCACUCAGAUUCCCCAGCAGCGAUGGAGGUACCAGGCUUGGCGCACAAUAUCACCAGCCCAUUAAGUCCCUGCGAGGGGAUGAUCAAGGACCUGAGCCUGGAUUCCAUACAGCUGUGCGAAAGAGAUGGAAGCAAAUCCCAGGAUGGCAGCAUGGAGGAACUCCCCGUUCCUCAGAACAUCAAAAUCAGCAACAUCACUUGCGACUCCUUCAAGAUCUGCUGGGACAUGGAGGCGCGCAGCAAGGAGCGCAUCACACAUUACUUCAUUGACCUGAAUAAGAAGGAGAACAAAAACUCAAACAAGUUCAAACACAAGGAUGUGCCCACCAAGCUCGUGGCCAAGGCGGUGCCCCUUCCCAUGACGGUGCGGGGCCACUGGUUCCUGAGCCCCCGCACAGAGUACACCGUGGCCGUCCAGACUGCUUCGAAACAGACUGACGGGGACUACGCCGUCUCCGAGUGGAGCGAGAUCAUCGAGUUCUGCACUGCUGAUUACUCCACGGUGCAUCUAAACCAGCUGUUGGAGAAGGCCGAAGUCAUCGCCGGGCGGAUGCUGCGUUUCUCGGUCUUCUACAGGAACCAGAACAAAGAGUACUUCGAUCACGCCAGGGAGGCACAGGAGAACCGGAUGCUGCCGUCGGUGAAGGACAACAGCGGCAGCCACGGCUCGCCCAUCAGUGGCAAGCUGGAGGGCAUCUAUUUCAGCUGCAACACCGAGUUCAACACCGGCAAGCCGCCGCAGGACUCCCCCUACGGUCGCCUUCGCUUUGAGGUCCGGGCUGACGCGCUCUUCAACCCCGACACCAACCUGUACUUCGGAGACUUCUACUGCAUGUACACGGCCUACCACUACGUCAUCCUGGUCCUGGCGCCCAAGGGCUCCAGGGGCGACGACUUCUGCAAGCAGAGGCUCCCCGCCCUCGACAUCGGCGACAACCGCUUCCUGACCUGCAAGCAGGAGGACGACGGCGGUCUGGUGUUUCACCACGCCCAGGACGUCAUCCUGGAGGUGAUCUACACGGAGCCCGUGGACCUGGCUCUGGGCACAGUGGCGGAGAUCAGCGGGCACCAGCUGAUGAGUAUGUCUACGGUCAACGCCAAGAAGGACCCCAGCUGCAAGACCUGCAACAUAAGCGUGGGACGCUAAAAAGUGUGGGGGGGGGAGGAAGUCCGAGAGCGGGAGAGAAGGACUUGAUUUGACUGACCCCAUCCAGACAAAACCCAGGAAGGCCACGUGUACUGAUGAAGCAGACAAACGCAUGCAUGAGGCAGCAGAUUUCUAAGGCUCACUACACUCCUCCCGGCCCAAAAAACAUCAUUCCCAAAGAUAAAAGAAAAAAAAAAAGAGGAGGGGAAAUGCAUUUCAAAUCAUCAUCAUCCAAAAAGGGUAAAAAACACUGAACUUCAUAGAUCCUUUCAUCCAUCAGCUAGCUCAUAUUUGUACCCCGACCAAACCCUUUAACUGUACUAAAGUCUGCUUCAAUUAAACUUUCUGCUUUUUUUUAUAGAGUUAUCCAAGUUAGAUUACCAGCCUUAGCCUCCGUGUUACUGACGCACUGUUAACUAGCAAUUCAGACGCUCAAUUGACUUUUCUUUCCAUUUCAGUUGAUUGAUUCAGGCCUCUAUUAACCUCCUACUAGUGGCAUGGACUGGUACUACAGUUUCUUUUAGGGCUGCAACACUCGUUCUCAGUUCAUUUAGUUUCUUUUAUACCAAAGGAAUUUAAAAGCUGGACGUAAAGCCGCUGUGGAAGCUGAACCGUACCGAUGCAACAGUAACUCUGUGCGUAUCCAAAAAGUCUUUGGUGACCAACUGUGAGCAAGUUGUUAACUUUUGAGCAAAAGAAGAAGAAGAAGAAGAAAAAGCAUGAUGCAAUUCUGUGCAGCAUAAGUGUUAAAGCUUUCAGCUCCUCUACCAUGAAACCUUUUCUGCAACAGUCGCUCUUAUUUCAACAUCAGUGAAAAGAAAGUAGAGCCACGAAAUGUGUUUUUGCAGAAGAUAUGUGAAAAAAUAUUUAUUUUUAUUAAUACAGCCAUUCGAUAUAUAUAUAUAUAUAUAUAUAUAUAUAUA
Molecule: messenger RNA, 2611 nt
Organism: Fundulus heteroclitus (mummichog)
Lineage: Eukaryota; Metazoa; Chordata; Actinopteri; Cyprinodontiformes; Fundulidae
Gene: phyhiplb
Product: phytanoyl-CoA 2-hydroxylase interacting protein-like b
Exons: 5
Coding region: 564-1688 (374 amino acids)
Cellular component (GO): cytoplasm
Molecular function (GO): protein binding
Source: RefSeq, a predicted model, not a curated record